AUGGUAGACCCUGCGGGGAGCCUUAGCUUUAUCAGUAUCGCCUUCAGUGUCAUCGGAGCACACAAUCCUCUCCAUCACGACAACAUGGUGAAAGAGAACAAGGACAUCAAGAGAAAGAGCGCGGCCUUCCUGUCCCGCGCCGGGGAGGAUCUGGUGCGUCAGUUUGAGCUGUCGCUGGACGAAGGCGAUGAGGAGGAAACCGAAAACGGAGCGGAUCCGCACCUGGUGAAAGAACUCACUGCAAGAAUAGAAGAUCUCAAAGAUCAGCUGAUAGCGAGCAAGCGUGACCUGGAGCAGGUCCUGCUGGAGCGGGAUGAGGCCAGGGAUGAAGUCCAGGGAAUCUCCGAUCAGGGGAAACAGUUUGCCGAGCAGUUACUUCUGGAGAGGCAAGGCCAUGAAGCGACCAAAGCCUCCAUGGAAGCAGACAGAGUUGCCCAUGAAACCAUGAAGAUGGCGCUGGAGGAAAAGAUACAGACCAUUGCACAGUUCAGGAGAGUUUCGACGGUGGUGUUCCAGGAGCUGUUUGAAGUCAAAGGCAAGUACGAGGAGGAAGCCAUGCUCAGAGAGAAAGCUGAGAACUUUGCAGCACAGAUGUACAAGGAGAGGCAGGCAGCCGACGCUCACAAGCGUCAGAGCAUGCUGAUGUUGAACGAAGCCAUCGGCCCGGACGAGAAACUAGAGGAAGUCUUGAGAGAAGUGGAGCAACUCACCAAGACCCUGGCCGAUGAGAAACAGAAGCACGAGAAGGAGGUGGCACAGAUGCAAGCCAAUCUCCGCGAGGCGGGAGACAUGGAUCACCUUGACUCCCUGGAGACGAAGCUGAGCAUCGCCCGGGAGGAGAACGAAGCCCUGGAGAAGAAAGUCAACGAGCAGCUGCCCAACAUCCGCAAACUCCAGGACAAGAUCGCCGAGCAAGACCUGACCGUCAAGAAGCUGAUGGCAGAGCUGGAUAAGGCGAUGCUCAAGCCCGUGGCUCCCCCUCCCCCUCCGCCUCCCCCACCUCCUGUGCCGCAGUCUCCUCUUGAAGUCCUUCGAAAGAUUAUUGGCGUGAGGCGGGCAAACAAAGGAGGAGGGUCAGCCUCCACACAAACAGACGGCGGUGGAGAUAAGGCAGGGAAAGGUGAUCCCCACCAGAAGCAAUACGAGGCCACCAUCGAUGAGAUGAUGAACCGAAUCAAGAGUGGGCGUGUCAAAUUGAAACCAGUACAAACCGAGGAGAAGACGUUACUGACCAGGAAAGGUCCUGGCUCCAUCAGAAACAUGAGCCCUGCUAUGAGCCAACUCAACGGCAUGUUGACCGUGCUAAAGAAGAGAGGACAUCACGGUGACGCUACCGCCGGGUCAGACGGUUCUGCCCAGGGAGCCCCUAGCCCCGAGCUGGCAGCCAUCAUGCAGCGGCGGAGGAAAAAGACAGAAGAAAUUGUCCUGGAUAAACCGGCUGUUGGAGAAACCCAAGACGGGGCCCAGUCUGAUGGCCAUGUUGGCAAUCCUCCAGAGAGACAGAAUGGCACCACGCCAAAGUCCAAACGAAAGCCUCCAGUACCAGUGCCUAGGUCGUCAUCAACGACAAGCAUGUAUGAACAGGAACCUUUACACAGCAAACUCACCAAGAGCACAAGUGUCGACAGCGGAAUGACCGACGGCAACACGGCGUCCAAGGAAGACAAAACCGACACGGCCAGCAUCAAGACAUGUCCCGAGAUGAGCCUGGCCGAGGAAGGAGCGUACUCGGAGAUCGCGCCGGACGCAGACGACAAGAAGUCUGACAUGUCCCUCUCGGGAUCCUACCCGUCCUUCAAGGGCUCCUCGGAAGCCUCCUCGGAAUUUUCGGAAAAGGACUCGGAAGUCUCGUCCAACAAAGGCUCUGGGGAGCUGGAGGAUAUCCUGCUCCAUGCCAACCCGGCUUACGAGAGCGCGGAGAGUAUUCAGUUUUCCGAGGAGGGGGAGGGGCACGUUGGGGAGGAGGACGCUUAUGAAACGUUGAGAAUCGGCGCUGCCAACAGUACACACAACGGAAACUCCACCUACAGUACUGUACAGUAACAAAGUGUAAUAUAUGCCAAACUUGUCGUAUGGGCAUUUGUUAAAUGUGCAUGUAUAUUACAUACAAUGAUUUGUGAGUAUUUUUUUCCUCCAGAUAUCGCUAUUAUGAGUUGAACAAAAAGAACAGUUGAAUUUUGGAAUAAAGUAUUUGGAAUCUGUUGAUUCUAUUGAUUAUGUACAAGUUGAGAUUUUGAUAUUAUUUAAAUGUGAUGCGCAUUUUCAGUACUGUGGAUCGUGUUUUUUACCUGUUCAUUGAGCUUAGCUAUAGCUGUUUAAAAUGUGUAGCCGUCACAAAUUUAUUGGUUUUUUGGGGGGCCAAAAAAUAUUGGCUUUGUUUUACGUUCUGAUCUGAAAGAAACUAUAAGAUUUCCAGCAAUAUUUUGAAUCGGCUGUUUCAGCUGAAUUUAAGAUGUCUUUAGGGAGUUAGUUUUGACAAUACAAUCUCAAAGUAUUGAAAAUUAAUUGCAUAAAAUGCUUGCUCACUGGAUCAGGAAACCAAGACACUAAGGAUCAAAUUUGAUUUAUUUUGGUAAUUCUUAAGUUAAAAUCUGCUUGCUUGUGUAAAUACCUUUUUUUGUGCAAACUUGCAUAAAAAGCCUCACGGCCUCCAAACCUCUUCCAAUAAUACCAGGUACUUAUAUAGCACUUGUAACUAAGAUCAAAGUGCUUUACAGUAUUGUUAUCCCUGAUCUUUGGGCUAAUGAAACAUUCCAAAUACCAUCUCAGCUCCCUGGGGAUUAUACAGCUGGAUGCUACCAUAUCGGUGCAAAGCAGCUAAAAUCACUCCCAAUAACCAUCUCUGCCCUCAUAGGUACCCAUUUACUCCUGGGUUGAGAGAAGCAAAGAGUGACAAAGUGCCUUGCCCGAGGGCACACACGCCACACCCCAGGCUGGAACCAAACCCACAGACUUACCCGCUAACCACGAGUUCAAUGCUCCAGACUACGAGGCCACGGCACUCCACAAGUGAAACCUAGCCUAUCAGUCUUGAAACCUUUCUUAGCGACCCAACCUCAAAACCCUGCCUUUGCCAUGGUUAGGGCUCCACCUUUGUACAGCAUAUCUCAAAAUCACUCUUUGCAAAACUCGUUUUCCUGGCAAAUAGUCAACCCCUUGCUUCUGCCAUGUAACUCUGCCCCUGCAAUCUCAAAUUUUCCUUCAACGCUCCUCAAAUGCCACAUUGUAUCAUUUGCAAUUACAUGUACCCAGAAAAGUACCUACCGAUGUAAAGACAGAAAUAAUUGCUCAAAGUGAAGAUAGGACUGGUAUCAAAUACCCUUUGAAGGUAUUCCGCCUGAUCAAUGGCAUCGUUUGGAAGAAACUAACAUCGAAGGUGGUUUCAAAUUUCAGUGCUUGCAGGCACACUUUUUUACGUGCAUUAGCAACGGAAUCCAGGUAUGAGACCAAAAACAAAUGUGCAUAUGUUUUCUCUUCUUUUUUUUCCAAAAAUGUAUAGUAUCCACUGAGCUGAAAGUUCAACAGGGUAGUUAUGCCCAUUACUUAAGAUAAUGAGCAAUUUUGUUGCUUCCAACAAGCUCCCUCCCUUGGCAAACCCCAAGUCCUGUUCCAUUCAAUCC
Molecule: messenger RNA, 3620 nt
Organism: Patiria miniata (bat star)
Lineage: Eukaryota; Metazoa; Echinodermata; Asteroidea; Valvatida; Asterinidae
Product: shootin-1-like
Source: RefSeq, a predicted model, not a curated record